This is a messenger RNA of Cylicostephanus goldi, 677 nucleotides long. The record is from the annotation of a GenBank genome assembly. NCBI's taxonomy places the organism in Eukaryota, Metazoa, Nematoda, Chromadorea, Rhabditida, Strongylidae.
AUGUUUGAUAAUCUAGCGAUCUUAGUGAGGCUAGGAUGCGAUCCGUCCGAACUUGAUAGCGAUCUGAGGCUUCCCGCCCUGGGGGUGUAUGCUAGCGUCGUGAUGUCUAUUCCUCGAGAGAUCGAUCCUUUUCACCACAUAGUGAUCGAAGAUCAUAAAGUCAUCCAACAGUUGCAUAUGCGCUGUAUGCGUAGUGAAGAUCACUUUUGGCAAAUAUCUGAGCAUGAACUUUGUGAGAUCACUCUUGGCCAUGUGGAUCUAUUCAUCGCUGGCAGGAUUUCUACUGAUAAUAACGAAGAGGAGAUUGAAAAAAUCGAAAAGAAUCUGGAAUAUAUCUUCCAACUUCCUAUCUGCAAGGACCUGAUCGAGUUGGACGAAAAGGCAAAAUUUAGACCAUUGCCUCCAGAAUGCAUAAAACCGUUAUAUUUGAGAAUACUAGCUGGCGGUAAAUAUGUACGCAUGCGGGAAGGCCAGUCGCUAGCCAAGAAAGAAAAAGAGUGCAACACGCCCAAGGCUGUGUACAGAGCGAAAGUGGCUUGCAACUUUCUACUUGAACUGAUCGAGAGAGAACAAAGAGAGCAGAAACGUCGCAUGGUAGGUCUUGUAACCUUUUUCUCUUGUCACAUGCUUGUUCUGGAGAAAAUAGCUGUGCUUUGUUACUUGAUUGCUUGGUAAAU